Nyctereutes procyonoides (raccoon dog) is the source of this 928-nucleotide messenger RNA. RefSeq lists its product as uncharacterized. The record is from RefSeq and is a predicted model, not a curated record. The coding region runs from base 1 to 837 and encodes 278 amino acids. Lineage: Eukaryota; Metazoa; Chordata; Mammalia; Carnivora; Canidae. The transcript is spliced from 6 exons.
AUGACGCUGUCCCCUGAUCUUGAUGGAUGCAGCCAGCUGGCCACCUGGGGGACAGCGUUUGAGCUGAGUCCGGUCAGGGUGGGGCUGGCCGCGGGGUCCGCCUCCCGCUCCGGCCUCAGGUGCCCCCCCCGCAAGGUGUCCCCCGCACAGGUGCCCCCCGCACAGGUGCCCCCCCCGCAAGGUGUCCCCCGCACAGGUGCCCUCCGCACAGGUGCCCUCCGCAAGGUGCCCCCUCCGCAAGGUGCGCGCCCCAGGCCCAGGAGCAGCUGGUGCGCAGGCUCGGGCGCGCGGGGAGGGAGUGCGCAGGCUCCGGGCUCCCGCCCCCCCCCCAGCGGGGGCCAGAAGCGCCAACUUUGCGGGGGCCCGGCCCGGCGCGAGCCCCUCCGCGAGCGCUUGCUUGUCAUGUCCCCGGCGACCUCUCAGGCUGGCUUUGUUCUCAUGACCUCGACCGUCUCCAGAGUCUGGCCAGCAGAGGAUCCAUACUGUCAACGUGGCUCGCCGCUGCUGACCUUCACCUUGAUCACCUGGCUCAGGUCACGUUUGCAUCAGAUUCUGCUGCUUUGCGGGCAGUCCACCCUGGCACCCGGCGCAGACACUGGGCAUCCUCCCUCUUCCCUGCUUCCAAAGCCCAACCGCCCUCCGGAUCCUCGCUUCUUCAGGCUGUCCACCUCCUGCCGUCCCCAGAGGCCCCCAUGGGUCCACACGUGCCCUCUGACUCUUCUGGCCUCUGUGUCCCCAGGGUUUGGCCUCCUGCAGGAGCUGCCCGGGCUCCGCGUGCCGUUGGGGCUGCUCCAGCCUGUUGUGCACAUGCUGGGCAGUGGGGCAACUUGGUCGUAGGUUCCCACGCAGCUGUAAGAAACAACAUAGAAGAAUGCUGGUGCCCUCAGCUUGUUCCCCGUGAGGGGCAUCAUGCAGUUUGGGGACAGCG